Molecule: messenger RNA, 1958 nt
Organism: Osmia bicornis bicornis
Lineage: Eukaryota; Metazoa; Arthropoda; Insecta; Hymenoptera; Megachilidae
Exons: 8
Coding region: 250-1713 (487 amino acids)
Biological process (GO): G protein-coupled receptor signaling pathway
Cellular component (GO): membrane
Molecular function (GO): peptide binding; G protein-coupled receptor activity
Source: RefSeq, a predicted model, not a curated record
AAUUCUUCCCAACCUUACCGGGAUAGUCGCGUUAGGGAAGGAAUCGUAGCAAUAAGUGGCUGGGCGGACGGUGGAUGGUGGUGGUGGAUGGUGGUGAUUGUUUUCAUUUUAACUAUGGUGAAUUUUCACGGAGACACACCCCCGAAGAAGACGUGACAUAUCGGGGAUGAAAGGACGACCGAUUAUUAGGUUGGAUGGAUUUAAGUCCCGCAGGAAGGGCGCGUUUUUUAGGGAGGAUUGGGUGAAUUGAUGGCGAUGAUAGGGGCCAAUCUGAGGUUCGGAAUCGGCGCAUCCGGUAACGUGUCGUCGAACGCGACCAAGGUAUUUCAGUGUCAUCCAGGUGGAGCGACAGAAGCGACGCUGAUAUUCAGCCUGGGUGCCCUCGGGAUGGGUGCUAACUUCCUAUUGAUGGCAUUGAUCCUAACCAAACGGCAGUUACGAAGAUGGUCGCAAGGAUUGCUGUUCCACCAAGCGAUGGUCGACUGUGCUAGAGCCGCGAUUUUAUUACCUCUUGGCUCCAGUAUACUGAACUGUCAACCGAUGACUAAAUGUUCUCUGGUCGAGACAGCGUUUCUACUGUUGGUGACAGUGUCGACGGUGAACAUGUUGACGACGGUGUUAAACGACAGCCCAAUCUUCCCGGAAACCGACGAGGAGGCUGAUCUCACAGCCCCUCUGCUUAUGGACUCGCCACAGUGCGUGUUAUUCGGCACGUUUAUGAUAUGGUUCGCGAGCAUCACGAUUAAUCUGGGUCCGACAUUUCUAAGUGGUGCUCUGGCUGCGAACACGGAAUCAGGACACAAUGCUCCAAGUUGUCCUCUGGUACACGGUCCUUUCCGUCAUUACAUAUUGAACGUGCUGUGGAUCGCUAUCAACAUGAUCUGUGUCGCUCUCACCCUCAUACAUCUUCGAAAAUUGCACAAAGAUCUGACGAAGGCGAACGUUGAAGCUGUAAAGGUAGCGCUGUUAACGAUUCUCGUGAAUACCACGGGAAAUCAACAGACGAACGCGGUUUCUGAAAAUUCUACGUCUGCCAACGGCACGCCUAAGAGAAGCGGAGCAGCAGAGGAGCACCGGAAAAUGAGAAACUACUUGAAGAGAAUGGAACGGGAGGGUGUUCAGAGGGUGAAAAUGUUUCUGGUGAUAACGGCCGCGUACGGUAUCUUUUGGGGACCAUUGUUCUUCGUCACUUUGGUGGAUCAUCCUAGCAUUGGAAAUCCUACAGGAUACGAGGUGACAUUACAUAUCGCGUACGUCCACGCAUUCGUGAACCCGGUGUUGUUUCUGAGCCUUCACCGAGGACUUAGACAGGGACUGUCGGAAUCUUUCUGCGGCUGUUGCGAGGUGAUCGCUAGCUGGAUUCUGGGUCCAAGUAUGCCCAUAGAGAAUAUACAACCUCCACGAUACCAGGAACCCAUCGAUGCCGUACCAUCGCCCCCGGAACCGCCAUUGCCGCCAGCUACCACAUGCCCUGACCUCACCGACGUCGCUCUUCUGAAACCACCCUUACCGCCCACUGGCAAACACUUACUGGACGACACCGUGAUCGUACCGCCGGAUCCAUGGACCCUGGUAUCAAGAUCGAAAAGCACAUCAAGCGUUUACAAUGAAGAUGUUAGUAGAAGAUCGAGCAUUUUGAUACCACCACCGUUGACGAUGAACGAUACGAAAGUAAAUGUCAGUCCAACUAGCAGCGAUUUACCUAGCGAAUGAACCUUUCUUUGAUAUAUUUUUCUCAAAAAAGGAUAAAACAUUUCUAUUCGAUACAAAUGAUAUUCCAUUAAAUCUUAAACAUUCUCAAAGUAAUCACUGUUUUAAUUGAUUUAAUUAGAUGUGACGAUUACGGGUAAUACUAAUAUUCCUUUGAUCGAACUUUUUGUUGCAGUCGAUGAAGAGAUUUUUUGUAUACAAUAGUGAGAGUCGAAAGUCGGUACACGGUUCGCAGGUGUGAAUUUUCA